UGAUUAGAGCAAACGAAAUGAAACCCAUUUGCUUUGUACUCUGCGUGUUUUCGCUGUGCCUAAUUUAUUUGGCUAGUGCCGAAAUAGGUGAUAAUGUGGAGAUCCAGACGUUCAAGUCGAAGUAUUCAUCGUCCUGCAAGGCCUUAAACCCCAAGAAAAGCGGCGUUCAGAAGAUCCAAGUGGGCAAUGAUGUAAUCGAAGUGUACUGCGAUGUGACAAUCGCCGGAAAAGGUUGGUUGGUCGUCCAGCGAAGGGUCAGUGUCGAGGAGAACUUCUUCCGCAAUUGGACCUCCUAUCAGGCGGGUUUCGGAGACCUCAAGGGAAACUUCUUCCUCGGUCUGAGUAAUCUGAACAAGAUUACGGCCCUCGAACCUCAGGAACUGUAUAUUCAAAUGGUUGAUUUCGCCGGAGAGAAGCGAUAUGCCCACUACAGUCUGUUCAAUGUGGGCAACGUGUACAGUAACUACUCGCUCACGCAGCUUGGUGUCUACAGUGGAUCUGCCGGAGACAGCCUAAGAUAUCAUCUGUACCAGCCCUUCAGCACCUUUGACAAGGAUAACGAUAAUAGCACCCUCAAUUGCGCCGCCAGGUACAUGGGAGCCUGGUGGUACAAGGAUUGCCUUUCCAGGAUCCUUUGCAGCAAUCUCAAUGGUGCCUAUCUGGGUGGUAACUACACUGCACCCGAUCUCUUUGGCACUGGAAUCGUUUGGGGGGAUUGGAAGGGAUACUCGUAUAGCUACAAGACUGUUAACAUUAUGGUGCGACCAUUGUAAAACCCUAUAGUUCAAGGAAUAUUUUGUAAAAGACUUUAACAAUUCUUUAUAAAAAAUGAAAAUGUAUUAGUAGUUCUAAAUGAGAUCGUAA
Drosophila takahashii is the source of this 864-nucleotide messenger RNA. NCBI's taxonomy places the organism in Eukaryota, Metazoa, Arthropoda, Insecta, Diptera, Drosophilidae. The record is from RefSeq and is a predicted model, not a curated record.